CUUUCAAAUAUGUUUGCAUAUUUAAGCAAAAAAAUUGCGACACCUAAUAACACAAAAUUAAGAUCAGCAUCAUGGAGUAAAGAGCAUGGAUAUGUAGCUUGUGGCGGAGAGGAUGGCCUGUUAAAAGUUUUAAAACUUGAAGUACAGAGUGAUGUUAAACAUAAAGGUCUUGCUGCACAAACAAACUUAGUAAUGAAUCAAACUUUGGAAGGACAUUCAGACGAUGUCCAAGUGAUCGUGUGGAAUGAAAAGUUUAAGAAGAUUACCACAUCUGACCAAAAUGGCCUUAUAAUCGUUUGGAUGCUAUAUAAUGGGGCUUGGUAUGAAGAGAUGAUUAAUAACAGGAACAAAUCUUCUGUUCAAGAUAUGAAAUGGGACUGUGAUGGUCAAAGAAUAUGUAUUGUAUAUGAAGACGGAGCUGCAAUUGUUGGGUCAGUCGAUGGUAACAGAAUCUGGGGGAAAGAUUUGAAAAAUGGAAGCUUAACAUCAGUUGAGUGGUCACCUGACGGAAAUAUCCUGCUUUUUGGCUACCUGACGGGGGAAAUUUGUGUCUUUGAUGGUUGCGGAAACUUCCUGAAAAAAAUGCCCACUUAUUGUUUAAACAACAUACAUGGUGCUGCUCGAAUUAUAAGCUUAGAUUGGUAUAAAGGAAAAAAUAAUUAUGGUACAAGGAAUCUACCUUCUUUGGCUGUAUGUUACGAUGUUGGACGUUGUCAAUUGAUGAAAAAUCAUGAAGAUCCAGAUCCAGUUCUAUUAGAUACUGGAAUUCAAAUAACAUGUUCUUGUUGGAAUGAAGAUGGAUCUAUGUUAGCUAUAGCUGGAACACAAAUAUCAAAUGAUCGUAAUAUCAACGUUGUACAAUUUUACAAUCCACAUGGUAAUCAAUUACGUACAUUAUUUAUACCGGGUAAAUCAUUAACAGCAUGUACAUGGGAAGGUAAUGGUUCGUUGAGAUUAGCUUUAGCUAUUGAUUCUUUUUUAUACUUUGCUAAUUUACGUCCACAUUAUAAAUGGGCUUAUAGUUCAACAGCAAAUACUAUUGUUUACAAUUGUUCACGUACAAAUAAUACAUUUGAACAUUCUAUUGUAUUUUGGAAUUUAAAAAAACACAAAACAAAAAUUAUUUCAGUUCAUCAUUUAAUUGAUAUUUGUGCUUCAGAAGAUUAUGUAUGUUUGAUUUGUAAACCUAAUGAUACUACUAGUAAAGGAGUUAUUUUAACCAUGUAUACUGCAAUCGGUGUUGCCAUUGAAUCGAAACGUGUACAAUUUGAACCAAUCCAAUCAAUGAUGACUUCAAAUCAAAUUGUUCUAAUUAAUAAAAGUUUCAUUUAUGCUUGGCAAUAUUUUACACCGAAACAAUUACUUGAUUUAGGCUUUAAAUUUACACCAUCAACACUACGUCAACGUGAUGGAAUUGAAAGACUUUAUCAUAUUGAUACUAUUUCAAUGAAAACUGUCUCAUCCAACUCAAUUAAUGAAGAUACUACUACACCAAUAUUUCAAACAGAAAUUGACUGGAAUUUAAUGAAUCAACCAGUUACAUCUGAUCCGAUAGCUACAUUGACAAUUAGUCAUUCCACUAGACGUUUGUUGAUUGCUCGAGAUUCUGGUUUAAUACAAAUUUACCGAUUGCCUGAUUUAUAUUAUGAAAUGAAAUUUUCCAUUGGUUAUAAUUGUCCAUAUCGAAUCUAUGUCAAUUGUAAUGCAACUUGUUUAGGUGUGAUUGAUGAAUUGGGUAUUUUUCGGCUACAUUUUAUACCGGACAAUUCCAAUAGUCUUUCAUCAUCUGUUAAAUUCCAAAAUAUUGAGAAUUUUAUGAGAAAAGAUGUUUGGGAUGUUAAAUUUGAAGAAGAUAAUCCUGAUAUAUUUGCUAUCAUGGAAAAAACUCGAAUGUUUAUAUUUGAUGGUUUACAAGCUGAACCAGCAAUUCAAACAUCUACAUAUUUUUAUGAAUUUAAAAAUUUAGAAAUUCAGGGCAUUCUUUUGGAUGAUUUAGUAAAAUCUGUCAAUAUUCAACCAAAUGAAGAUUAUCUUUUAAAAACACCGAUCAAGAAAGUUAGAGAUUUUAAACAAAUUUUAGAAAAAGAUGGAUUAGAAAAAGCAUCAGAAUUUAUCAAUGAUAAUCCGUAUAAUAAAUUAAGAUAUUUAUUAAUUGAAGCUUGUUUAGAAAAACAAAAUCUUGAUAUGGCUGAAUUACAAUUUGUACAUUUACAAGAAUAUGCAGGAAUACAAUUUAUUAAAAAAUUAAGAAAUAUUCAGUCAAAAUUAAUUAGAAAAGCAGAAAUACUGAUUUAUUUCAAACGAUAUGAUGAAGCUGAAACUCUACUAUUAAAUAAUGAUCGUUCUGAUUUAGCUGUGGAAUUAAGAAAACGAUUAGGUGAUUGGUUUCGUUUAGCUCAAUUAACUAAAGAUACUGGUGUAUUAAUGAAAGAUUCCGAACAAGCUGAAAUAUGGAAUGCUAUAGGUGAUCAUUUUCUUCAUCAAAUGUUAUGGGAUAAAGCAGCUGGUUAUUAUCAACAAGGAAAUAAUUUACUCAAAUUUACUGAAUGUUUAUAUCAAUUAGAAGAUUAUAAAGGAAUUGAAAGAAUCAUAGAAGAAUUACCUGAUUGUCAUAAUGUACUAUAUGAUUUUGGUCUUAGAUUAGCUAAUCUAGGCAUGAUACAACAAGCUGUGUAUGCAUUUACAAAGUGUAAUCGUCAUAAAGAAGCCAUUGAUAUUUGUAUACGACUGAAUCAAUGGAAUGCUGCUUAUGACUUAGUGAAAUGUAUUGAUUCAUCACAAGAUGAUCAUCUUUAUCAACAAGAGCAAAGAAAACGAAUUGAUCAUUUAUUUAUACAAUCAGUGAAUAGUUUCAUUGAACAAGGUAGAAUUAUUGAAGCUGUUGAAUUAUAUAAAAAUGCUGGUCGAUAUUUAGAUGCUGCAGAAUUAUUGUAUAAAGAAAUUCAAAGCAUCAAACAGUUUCCUAAUAAUCAUAAUAAUAAUCAUACUAAGCCUCCAUUAUAUAUGAAAAAAAUGUAUGUACUUAUUGGUUUAUUAAUGGAACAAUAUUAUGAACAAAAUAAAUUACAAGCUAAUGUCAAGCCAAGAAAUCCUGCUUGUGGUGAAGGUGUAUUAAUGGCAAGUUCAACAAUUGCUGGUCUAUUAUUAACUGAACAAGACUAUAAUUUAUUAAAUUAUAAAAAUAAUACCGAUAAUCAUAAUAAUGAACGUUCAAACAACGCGGCACAAACUAAUUCAAUGUUCAAUAAAAAGCCGGAACAAUUACAAAAACAAAUAAUGAAAUUACAUGAAAAUACAAUGAAAAUGAAUUUCAAACAAUUUGAUAAUGAUUCCACAAGGAAAUAUUCUAAUUCUAACAUGGAUUUAAUGAAGAAAACUAAUGAAAUCAGUCGUUUAAUUGAUCAACCAUGGAGAGGUGCUGAAGCAUAUCAUUAUUAUAUGUUAACACAAAAACAACUUUAUGCUGGUUCAAUUAAUCAUGCAUUUAGAACUGUACAAUUAUUGAAAGAUUAUGAAGAUAUUUUAAAUCCAUUUAUUAUUUAUAGUUUAAUUGCUCUCUGUUCUAUUUAUGCAAGAAAUUAUGUGAUGUGCUCUAAAGCAUUUAUAAAAUUAGAAAAUCUAACAGAUAUCUCAUCAACAGAUCAAAAAGAAAUUAAAGAAUUGACUAUAGAUUUAUUUUCCAGACAUCAACCUAUUAAUGAACAAAAUACAUUGGAGUCUUCUGAAAUGGAUUCAAUGUUGGAAAGUGAAACAAAAAUUCCUGUAUGUGUUGUAACUGGUCAACCAAUUACCGAUUAUCAAUUUUGGAUGUGUCCAACAUGUAAACAUUGUGCAUAUGAAAAUGAAAUCAUUCGAUUGCAUAAUUGUCCUUUAUGUCAUUUCCCUAUUCAGUAAAUAAAUAUUUAUUCGACAUAAAAAAAUUUGAUUUGAAAAUAUAUUGAAUAUCUU
This is a messenger RNA of Schistosoma turkestanicum, 3948 nucleotides long. NCBI's taxonomy places the organism in Eukaryota, Metazoa, Platyhelminthes, Trematoda, Strigeidida, Schistosomatidae. The record is from the annotation of a GenBank genome assembly.